CUUCCUAUUCUUCACAAAUUUUAUCGGUCAGGAGACAUCAUCAUUGCUGGCAUUACCUCACAGAUCUAUGUCUUCUUCAGUCCUAUUAGUUUUACAAACCAUCCUUCCCAUGCCAAGAUGGAUAACCCUAUUUAUUUCAGUGCAUUCUGGACUUUGCAUGCCUCCAUGGAUCUUCUUUCUACACCUGGCAGGUUCAUCCCUAACUACAAGUGUGAUGCCCAAACUGACCUGGUAGCUGUUAUUGCAGGACCUAACUCUGAUACUGGCAAACAAAUGGCAGACAUUCUGCGCUUUUACAAACUUCCUCAGGUCUUCUAUGGCUCUGCUCCAACAGUGAAUGAUAAAAUUCAAGGCCUUUUCUUCUACCGCAUGUUCCCAAGUACCUCACUUCAAGAUAAGGGGAUUCUCCAGUUGUUGCUACAUUUCAGGUGGACCUGGAUUGGAGCACUGUUUGUAAAUAGUGAUGGUGCACAAUGGCUUAUGCAGAAUGUGCUUCCCAUGUUUACCCAGAGUGGCAUCUGCUUUGAUUUCAUAGAAGGAUUUCCAGAACAAUCAUUUGCCAAUUUUGUAGACAAUAUGUUGGCUGAGGAGAUUAAGCUAUGCAGAAUUGUCAUGAAGAGCACGGCCACGGCAGUGCUUCUAUAUGGUGCAUCUGAGACUAUGAUUAGGUUAAGAAUACUGAUGAUGAUUUCAGAAUUGCAAAAUAUACCAUCAAAGACCAUAGGCAAAGUUUGGAUAAUGGAUGCCCAGAUGGAAUUCACAUCUUUUGCCUUCCAAACCAGUUGGGAAGUGCACUCCAUCCAUGGUGCUAUAUCUGUGGCAAGUCACUCAAAGCAGAUGUUGGGAUUCCAGAAGUUUCUGCAGAUGAAAAAGUGUUCUGCAACAACAGAAGAUGGCUUCAUCAGGGACUUUUGGGAACAAGCCUUUGGGUGUUCAUGCUUUAACCUUGUAGCAAACAGUGAGGCUGAAGAUGCCUGCAGUGGGGAGGAGAAGCUGGAUUCUCUCCCGGCAUCUACCUUUGAGACAGACAUCACAUCCCACAGCUACAGCAUCUACAAUGCAGUCUAUGUGGUGGCUCAUGCCCUGCAAGCCAUGCAGUCAUCCAAGCGGAGACACAGAGCCAUGGUGGAUGGAGACAGGCAGAAGCUUUGGAGUCACCACCCAUGGCAGCUCCAUCACUUUCUGGGACACAUCUCAUUUAACAACAGUGCUGGGGACAAAGUUUCACUUGAUGAAAAUGGUGUAGUACAUGCUGGAUUUGACAUUGUAAACUUCGUCACCUAUUCAAACCAAUCCUUUCAUAGAGUGAAAGUUGGAAGGAUAGACCCAGGGUUUCACAAAGACAAAAUAUUCACUACAUUUGAAGAUACCCUUGUAUGGCCCAGCGUAUUUAAUCAGUCAGUCCCACUUUCUCUGUGCAAUGACAACUGCUCUUCCGGUUUUAGAAAGUCAAGGAGGGAAGGGAAGCCCUCCUGUUGCUAUGAUUGCCUUCCAUGUCCAAAGGGGAAAAUUUCUAACCACACAGAUAUGGAUGAUUGUAUUCUGUGCACAGAAGACCAGUUUUCUAAUGAUGAACACAAGGCAUGCAUUCCCAAAAAUAUACACUUCUUGUCCUACAAAGAACCUCUAGGAAUCAGUUUGGCCAUUGUGGCAGUUUUCUUUUCUUCCAUCACAGCUUUGGUCUUCUGGGCCUUCAUUAAGCACCGAGACACCCCCAUAGUCAAAGCCAACAAUCGAGAACUCACCUACACUCUCCUCAUCUCCCUUCUGCUCUGUUUCCUCUGCACAUUGCUGUUCAUUGGCCAGCCACAGAAAGUGGUAUGCCUCUUCCGACAAACUGCUUUCGGCAUCAUCUUCUCUGUGGCUGUCUCCUCUGUGUUGGCAAAAACCAUCACUGUGGUUCUAGCCUUCUUGUCCACCAAGCCAGGAUCCAAGAUGAGAAAAUGGAUGGGGAAGCAACUGGCCAGCACCAUCGUUGUGUCCUGCUGCCUCACUCAAGUGGUGAUUUGUACUGUGUGGCUUGCAGCAUCUCCUCCAUUCCCACAUUCUGACAUGAAUGCAAUGGUUGAAGAAAUUGUCCUGGAAUGUAAUGAAGGGUCAUCUGCCAUGUUUUACUGUGUACUGGGCUUCCUGGGUUUCCUCUCCAUUGCAGCCUUAAUGGUAGCUUUCCUAGCCAGGAAAUUGCCUGACAGUUUCAAUGAAGCCAAGUUCAUUUCUUUCAGCAUGCUGGUGUUUUGCAGUGUUUGGGUGUCCUUUGUUCCCUCUUACCUGAGCACCAAGGGCAAAUACACAGUGGCUGUGGAGAUCUUUGCUAUCUUAGCAUCCAGUGCUGGAUUAUUGCUCUUCAUUUUUUCUCCCAAAUGCUACAUUAUUUUGCUGAAGCCUGAACUAAACAGCAAAGCCCACCUAAUAGGGAAGAAGAAACAAAGAAUCUAA
Molecule: messenger RNA, 2436 nt
Organism: Varanus komodoensis (Komodo dragon)
Lineage: Eukaryota; Metazoa; Chordata; Lepidosauria; Squamata; Varanidae
Product: vomeronasal type-2 receptor 26-like
Exons: 6
Coding region: 118-2436 (772 amino acids)
Biological process (GO): G protein-coupled receptor signaling pathway
Cellular component (GO): membrane
Molecular function (GO): G protein-coupled receptor activity
Source: RefSeq, a predicted model, not a curated record